AUGUCGGCCUGGGCUUCUCUCCCCGCGUUUAUGGGGAAGUAUAACUUCGGUCAAACCAUUGGAAAAGGCUCCUUCAGCCUUGUAAAGAUGGCUCAACACACUGAAACAAGAAAUAAAUACGCAGUAAAAAUCAUUCCAAAAUCAAAUAUGAAUACACCCGCUGAUAUGGAACGAUUCGAAAGAGAAAUUCAAGUUAUUAUUAAAAUGAAUCAUCCCGGUAUUAUCAAAAUCCAUGAUUUUCUUAUUGACGACAAUUUCUUCUAUCUUAUCAUGGACUUUUGCGGUGGUGGAACAUUGCUUUCCCAAAUUAGCGGCAAAGAUAUUAACGAAGAUCGCGCAAAACCUAUUUUCAAACAGAUCCUUGAGACAGUGAGUUAUAUUCAUGAUCAAGGAAUUGCCCACCGUGAUUUGAAAUUAGAAAACGUUUUACUUGAUGAAUUCGGCCACGUAAAAAUUGUUGAUUUUGGAUUUUCUUGUUUUGCUGAAACAGGGCAGAUGUUCCAAACUCCAUGUGGCUCUCCCGCAUACGCUGCCCCUGAAGUUAUUGCAGGCGAGCACUAUGAUGGCAAAAUGGCAGAUAUGUGGUCAAUGGGUGUUAUGCUAUUCGGCUUAAUUACAGGUGAGCUUCCAUGGAAGGGCUCCAAUCAAAUUCAUGUUUUCAAUCAAAUCAAAAAUGCACAGUUCGAAAUUCCUCCUGGCGUUUCUACCUUCGGACAGGACUUAAUCCGUAAGCUUCUUGUACCGGAACCAAAUCUUCGUCUUACAGCUGGUGAAUGCUUAGGCCACCCAUGGUUCGAUGGCGUUCUGGUUUCUUGGGGACAAGGAAAUAAGCUACAGUCCGUACUUUCAAUGAAUACUUUCCAGAAAAUUAUGAGUACAGAUAGAACGGCCCCUGCCCAAAGCCCGAGAAGCCAAUUACAACAGAUGAUGAGCCGUAGACCAGUAACAAGGGUCGCCGGAGCUUCUCUUUGUAGCGGACCACUUUCAUUUGGCGGAAAGUCCCCCGCACCAAUUCUCGGUAGAACAUCAACACUAAACCCUGCAAUGAAGGGCGCCCAACUAGGUAGAACAAGCCGUACAGGCUCGAUGAUCCCUAAUUCUCCCCCUGAUGAUUUAUAA
Trichomonas vaginalis G3 is the source of this 1119-nucleotide messenger RNA. RefSeq names its product protein serine/threonine kinase protein. Gene Ontology annotation, biological process: intracellular signal transduction; protein phosphorylation. The coding region runs from base 1 to 1119 and encodes 372 amino acids. The transcript has a single exon. The record is from RefSeq and is a predicted model, not a curated record. Lineage: Eukaryota; Parabasalia; Trichomonadida; Trichomonadidae. Gene Ontology annotation, molecular function: ATP binding; protein serine/threonine kinase activity. Gene Ontology annotation, cellular component: cytoplasm.